AUGAUUUUCGAGGGUUUGGGCGGAGAUCCUGCAGAUGCGUGGAAUGCGAUAUUAGAAUGUGUAAAGACAGACGUGCUUGCGAAAGAACUUUUCGAGUACUAUCAGGAGCUAUUGACAGAGGUUGGUGAGACACCCAACCUGUGGACGAUACCGAAGAUAACUGACAGUUAUAGCAUAUAUAUGAUCGAACUAGCUUCAAACUGGGUGAUAAUCCGGUCGCUACGACAGGCCACAGCGCGGGUUUUUCAGUUGCCGCAAUCGUUGCUACUGGAAUUUCGAACAUUUCUGAGAUGCGGUGCAAAUGCAAUCGUUGUGACUGGGAAAGGAGAUAACUUGGCUGAACUUGCCACCCUGGGCGACGAAGCGGGCUUGCUGCACUUUUUUUUGCCCAUGCGACACCCUGUUCAUAACGAAGAACUCCUAUCUCCCUUUUUGGAAGAAAUCAAAGAAGAUAUUGAAUGUGACUCUGCUAUCUGUUUUCACAUACUUGUCCCAAGUUCCAAUUCGGUGGACAGAGUUUUCCUGCGCGAGAAAACUGCCAUGUUGGACUGCGGUGGUGAGAAUCUUCACAUGUAG
Aureococcus anophagefferens is the source of this 576-nucleotide messenger RNA. RefSeq lists its product as hypothetical. The record is from RefSeq and is a predicted model, not a curated record. The transcript has 5 exons. Bases 1 to 576 code for a protein of 191 amino acids. Lineage: Eukaryota; Pelagophyceae; Pelagomonadales; Pelagomonadaceae.